Messenger RNA from Thyridium curvatum, 1086 nucleotides. RefSeq lists its product as uncharacterized. NCBI's taxonomy places the organism in Eukaryota, Fungi, Ascomycota, Sordariomycetes, Thyridiales, Thyridiaceae. The record is from RefSeq and is a predicted model, not a curated record. The transcript has 4 exons. The coding region runs from base 1 to 1086 and encodes 361 amino acids.
AUGGCGUCUCUAAAGAUGGGGACGCUUCCGGCCCUACGGCGACAGCAUCUGCUUGCUGAAUUCUCGGGUCUGAAACAGGCAUGCCCUGAAGGCGUGUUCGUGAGCCUGACGCCGGGCGAUCCCUCCCUCUGGUCGGGCGUCAUAUUCGUGCGCAAAGGUCCGUAUGCGACUGCCGUCCUGCGCUUCCAGAUCUCAUUUCCCGAUGCCUACCCUAGCCUGCCGCCGCUGGUGACGUUCUCGACCGACAUAUUCCAUCCGCUCGUGACGCCCCUGACGACGUACAUGUACACGACCGACAUCCAGGACAACGGCACCGUCAGCGCCACAGACGAGGAGCGCCUGCCGCCAGGAGGGUUCAGCCUGCGCCACGGGUUUCCGGACUGGUUCGGGCGCGGGAGGAGGAGCAGGGUCACCAGCGGUAGCGGCACUGCCCCUGCUGGCGCCGGCACCGGCACCAGCAGCGGCGCGGGCCAGGCGUCGGGCUCCGGGGGCAUCGCCUUCGCGCAGACGCCGCCGAGGUCGACGGCCGGCAGCGCCCAGAGCACGCCCGCCUCCAAGGCCUCGCCCGCCGGGCCGCCCGGCUACAUGCAGACGGGCAGGAGGGAGAUUUCGACCUAUGACGUGCUGCGGUACAUACGGAGCACGUUUGACGACGAGGAGGUGCUCGACUCGGUCCCGCUCGAGGCGGCGGGCAACCCCGGCGCGUGGCACGCGUGGAGGACGCACCAGCGGCAGCUCGGCAAGGGCGCCAAGGAGGGCGGCGCAGUGGGCUCCCCCGCUGCCGGUGGUGAGGGCGGAGGCGAGAGCGGUGCGCCUCUGAAGCCGGUGGCGAGCACGUCGAGCAUGGCGCGGAGGCCGGGUGAGUGGAACUGGGAAGGCGUGUGGGAGGAGAGAGUCAAGAAGGGCAUCGCGGCCAGCCUGUCUGAGCCGGUCAUGUUUGGCAGCGCGGGCGCGACCGAUGACGUGAUCCGCUUCUUGAGCAUGGAGGACAGCGACGUGGAGGCCGUAAAGGACAACCUCAAACGGACUCUUGGUGUUGCUAAUGAGCUCGGCGGGUCUGAAAGAAUCAGGAUGGACUGGGUCUGA